Molecule: messenger RNA, 654 nt
Organism: Parastagonospora nodorum SN15
Lineage: Eukaryota; Fungi; Ascomycota; Dothideomycetes; Pleosporales; Phaeosphaeriaceae
Exons: 3
Coding region: 1-654 (217 amino acids)
Source: RefSeq, a predicted model, not a curated record
AUGUCGUCAACAUACCACACCGUUAGCGAGUUCAACAUCUCCACCAGCGAAUCCGCUGCUCACGUCAUCUCCGUCGAUAUCAAGGACUACAAAGAUGACCACGAAACAACCUGGUGCAGGGUCAUCGACGCCAACAUCGAUAACCCCACGAUCACUUGUCCCCAGUUCCUUGAUCACAUUGCAACCGCAACAGCAUACAUAAUUGAUCGUUGGGCCAUGGGCGAAGCCGAAUGCGACUGGGUGGACAUGGACGAGCUCUCCCAAGAAGCGGGCGAGCUUUUCAAAAGCAAAGUCUUCUACGACGAAAUAACCAUGGAGCCAUUCGUACUCUUCCAUGAAGUCAGAGUCGCGCAUGAGUACUGGAGACAGGGGCUCGGACGCAUCAAAGCUGUGCUCAAGAAAGCGCACGAAUCGCUGGGUGGUGCGUUCUGGGUCAUUGUUGCUCCGGGCCAUUUGGGCAUGGAAGUAGCGCAAGAGUUGAUGCGUAGUGGUAGUACUUGGGCGGAUGAAGACAAGGUGUUUGAGAUUCAGGGACGGCAGCUCGAUGCGGCGCAGGCUUUUUGGAAGGCGGUGGGAGUCGCUCCGAUCAAGGGUACGCAGUUUUACUAUGGAUUCGUGAAAGGGGACGGGGAGGUUGAUAAACGCAUUCAGUGA